AGGCGCCUUUUCUGAGCUCAUGUUGUCAGGCAAAAAGUAGUCGCAACGUUCAGUAGGCCGACACUGUUUUUUAUAGCUCAAAUUAGCCUUCACUUUUUAGCAAUAUAAAACCACCUCAACAGAAACACACACGGUUAAGCUCAACAUGGCGACGAAAAAGAAGCGAACACCCAAUGUACAAAAUGACAGCUGGGUUGUCAUCGCAGCAGACUCUGUCAUUGAAACACAGAAGCACGACAGUGACCCAGCUAUUGUGAGACUGAGGAACCCUGCCACAGAUGCAGCGUCUCUGUAUAUGCUAAAUAGUGGUGACGUACAGCUGUUUGAGGUCAAAGCAUUUGAAGAAGACUUCCACUCCUGGUUUGUUGGCCAGACUGUACAGAGAGAUGGGAGACUCCUCUUUGUAACACCAAUGGAUCCUCUCUACCUAAUUUUGCCCUAUUUGAUCAAAUCUGGCAAAGAGGGGAAGUUCCAGCCUUUGGAUCAAUUUGUUAUGGACGAGGAAUUCCCAGUUUGCUCAAGGUUGCUGAGCUGCACACGGUCCCUGGCCUCCCUGCACCACAUUGCGGAUGAAAAAGAGGUGGGAGCACUGAAAUUCCAUCGAUACAAUGAGGAGAAGACGAUGAAUUGGUUGAAGAAAAAGGUGGAGAGGACUGUCACUACGCUCAAAGCGAGAAGUAUCUCUGUGGGAGAAGGAGUCAAAUCCUCAACAUAUGUCAGAGUGAAGUCAGAGUCAGACAACAAUGAAGAGGACUACUUACGCUAUGCUCACGGCCUGGUAUCGGAGUAUAUCAGUGAAGACUUGAGCAAAGCCCUCCUCAAACACCUGCAGUUACCAGAACUCACAAGCCCAAAGGAGACAGAACCUCCUUCUAAGAAGCGGAAACUUUCAGACAAACUGGUGGAGGCUGGCGAGGACUACACCAAAUUCAACAGUGCAGACUUUGCGCGGAAACCGCCCAAGAAGAUGACCGCAGCUCAGAAAUCUCUGGCUAAGGUGGACAAGACUGGCAUGAAGUCUAUGUCAUCCUUCUUUAGCCCGAAGGUCAAAAAAUAAAAUAUUUGAAUGUUGUAUAGCUUCUGGUUUUGUAUAAGAAACAUUUGUAAUAAAGAAAAAAAAUAUAUGU
Centropristis striata (black sea bass) is the source of this 1127-nucleotide messenger RNA. It is a transcript of the gene rnaseh2b, whose product is annotated as ribonuclease H2, subunit B. The transcript has 11 exons. NCBI's taxonomy places the organism in Eukaryota, Metazoa, Chordata, Actinopteri, Perciformes, Serranidae. The coding region runs from base 146 to 1057 and encodes 303 amino acids. The record is from RefSeq and is a predicted model, not a curated record. Gene Ontology annotation, biological process: ribonucleotide metabolic process; RNA catabolic process. Gene Ontology annotation, cellular component: ribonuclease H2 complex; nucleoplasm.